Messenger RNA from Scomber japonicus (chub mackerel), 1216 nucleotides. RefSeq names its product B-cell receptor CD22-like. The transcript is spliced from 8 exons. Bases 71 to 1216 code for a protein of 381 amino acids. Lineage: Eukaryota; Metazoa; Chordata; Actinopteri; Scombriformes; Scombridae. The record is from RefSeq and is a predicted model, not a curated record. Gene Ontology annotation, cellular component: membrane. Gene Ontology annotation, biological process: cell-cell adhesion.
AACAUCUCCUUUUUAUUUAGGUUAUUUUCAUCCUGCAGACAGCUAUUCCUGUGCUUUGAAAGGACAUGAGAUGUUCUCCUCUCCUUCACUGUAUGCACGUCUGACUCCUUCAGUGUCAGUGAGUCCCUCUGGUGAAAUCAUUGAGGGCAGUUCAGUGACUCUGACCUGUAGCAGUGAUGCUAACCCAGCAGCUAAAUACACCUGGUACAAGAAGAAUGUAAAUCCAGACCUUCAACCUCUCAGUAAAGAACCACAGCUUGUCUUCAGCUUCAUCCAGUCCUCUGACUCUGGAGAGUAUUACUGUGCAGCUGAGAACCAGCUGGGGAAGAGGACAUCUGAAUACAUCUGUAUUGAUGUGAAAUUUGCCCCAAAGCUUCCCUCUGUGUCAGUGAGUCCCUCUGCUGUGAUAGUGGAGGGUAGUUCAGUGAAUCUGACCUGUAGCAGUGAUGCUAACCCAGCAGCUAAAUACACCUGGUACAAGGAGUUGGACUCUCGUGUUGAAUAUGAGAACGACUCAGACUUGCAGGUCAUCACUGCAGCACAGACAGAAGACACAGAGGAGCAGGAAGACCUGGAAUCACAGACGACGAGCAACUCAACAGACAACGUCCUUCUCUGCUAUGCACCAACAUCCUCCUCUGUGUCAGUGAGUACCUCUGGUGAAAUCACUGAGGGCAGUUCAGUGACUCUGACCUGUAGCAGUGAUGCCAACCCAGCAGCUAAAUACACCUGGUACAAGAAGAAUGUAAAUCCAGACCUUCAACCUCUCAGUAAAGAACCACAGCUUGUCUUCAGCUCCAUCCAGUCCUCUGACUCUGGAGAGUAUUACUGUACAGCUGAGAACCAGCUGGGGAAGAGGACAUCUGAAUACACCUCUGUAAAUAUGAAAUAUGGUCCAAAACGUCCCUCUGUGUCAGUGAGUCCCUCUGCUGAGAUAGUGGAGGGCAGUUCAGUGACUCUGACCUGUAGCAGUGAUGCUAACCCAGCAGCUAAUUACACCUGGUACAAGGAGAAUGAAGACUCACCAAAAGCAUCAGGACAGAUCUUCACCAUCACUGAUGUCAGACCUGAACACAGUGGGAAUUAUUCCUGUGAAGCCCAGAACAGAAGAGGGCGUCAUAACUCCACUUUACAUCUGAUUGUUGUAAAAGGAAGAAGAGAGCCUCCUAUCAAUCGUCUGAGGCUGAGGAGAGACCAUGCGACAGAGAGAGGGUGA